AAAAAAUCUAUCAAUUAUUCAAAAGUAGUGAUUAGUGAAUGAAUAUAUUUCAUCCUUCAUUUGAAGUGUGGUGCAAGACGCGCGAACCAGAGAAAUAACUCUAAUCCGGUUUGGUUCGAUUUAUAAGAUCAAAAUGGUUUAAAUUUUGGUUCAUUAAGUUUGAUCGGUUUGGUUGUGGUUUUUUAUUGUUUCCCAAACUGCCGAUGAAUAGUCAAAGUUAUGUCAAGUCGGUGAUCGGAGAACUUUUUGACGCCGAGAGAGAGACAGAGAAGAAGCGAGAGCGAGAGAGAAAUGGCGCAACCAAGCAAAGAACCCUGCAAGAAAGAGGCUUGUGACAUCCAAGCCUGUCUUUCCAAAAACAAUUUUCUUCCUCAAAGGUGCCAGAGAGUGAUAGAGAUGUUACAGGCAUGUUGUGAGAGAUGCAAUAACGAGUCAACACAUUGUGGAUCUGUAGCUGCUCUCUUGAAGCAAAUCAAGAAGUAACAACAAUAAGCAAAGGACUAAUCCCUCUAAACCUGCUAGAGGCAUCAGAAGAGACUACAAAGCAAAUUUCUCUUUCUGUCUGUAUAAAUAUUAAAUAGCAAAUAAAAAACAUCUUUGAGUGUAAUAAAUAAUUCCGGCUAUUAUUUUUUAAUUAAAUUUGAAAUUUGUGAGUAUCCACGUGUACACUGG
Molecule: messenger RNA, 672 nt
Organism: Arabidopsis thaliana (thale cress)
Lineage: Eukaryota; Viridiplantae; Streptophyta; Magnoliopsida; Brassicales; Brassicaceae
Product: Cox19 family protein (CHCH motif)
Exons: 2
Coding region: 292-483 (63 amino acids)
Cellular component (GO): mitochondrion
Source: RefSeq, marked reviewed